Messenger RNA from Paramormyrops kingsleyae, 2684 nucleotides. NCBI's taxonomy places the organism in Eukaryota, Metazoa, Chordata, Actinopteri, Osteoglossiformes, Mormyridae. The record is from RefSeq and is a predicted model, not a curated record.
GCUGUUGGUUAAGCAGGCGAGCUGCGCUGGGAUGUAUUUCAGGAGCGCCUCCCUUAUUACUGCACGUUACAUACAGAGCUAUACGCAGUGUCUGCAUAAUACCAGUGGAUUUCAGGAGAAACAGAGUGGAGGAAACGGCUCAGAAGUGAAUGGAAAUCUAGGGAGUCGGCUGGGAAAUAAUAUGUUAUAAAAAUACUAUUUUGUUCAUAGUGUUGAUUUCGUUGGAUGGUUUUCCUCGAUAAAUAAAACAUCCGUGUGAUUUUAACAGCAAAACGUGAAGGAGAAGAUGGCAUUCAGAGAAAAAUCCGACAAUACUAAGAGGCAAUUAUCACUCUGGAUAAUUAUCCUUUCGUUUUUAUAUGUUGCUCAAGGACAAAUGCGAUACUCUAUUCCGGAGGAGAUGGUGAAAGGCUCCGUCAUCGGCAACGUCGCUGCGGAUUUGGGGAUUGACGAUAAAAGGCUGAAAAGCGGCCGAGCUCGGAUCGUUGCUGGAGACAGCAGUCGGUACGUGGAGCUGAACUCAGACAAAGGAAUACUGGUGGUCAAUGAGAGAAUAGACAGGGAGGCGUUGUGUAGAAGAACAUCUUUGUGCAGCUUUAGCAUUGAAAUUAUUCUUGAGAAUCCCAUUCAGUUAACUGAAGUAGUAAUAGAAAUAAUGGACAUGAAUGAUCAUUCCCCGAAAUUUGCGAAAAAUGAAAUAAAUAUUGAGAUUAGUGAAUCGGCGUUGCCCGGUGCGCGGUUUUUGCUGGACAGCGCUUAUGAUCCCGAUGUCGGUAUUAAUGCCAUACAGAGCUACAGCCUGAAACCGACUGAUAACUUUGUAUUAAAACAGGAGACGCGUCCUGAUGGUAGUAAAUAUAUUGAGAUGAUGCUACAGUCCCCAGUAGACAGAGAGAAACAGGAGGACUUGUCUCUAACAUUGACUGCUAUAGACGGAGGUCACCCACCGAGGUCUGGCGUGAUGACAGUGAAUGUGAAGGUUUUGGAUGCGAAUGAUAACGCUCCAGUUUUUACACAGAAGCUUUACAGAGCUGGCAUAGCAGAAAACUCACCCAGAGGCACGCUGGUGACUACAGUAAGUGCAGAUGACUCAGAUAAAGGCGUUAAUGGUCAAGUAAUAUAUGCUUUCAUACACAUGUCCGAAAAGGAAAGCGGAGUAUUUGAAAUUGACGAAAAAUCGGGUAGUAUUUUUGUAAGAGGAAGUAUAGAUUUUGAACAAGAUCAGAUAUAUGAGCUAAAUGUAGAAGCUAGAGAUCAGGGUGGUUUGACAGAUUCUUGUGCUGUUAUAAUUAAUGUAAUUGACGUGAAUGAUAACAUUCCCAUUAUAACGUUAACAUCAUUCACUAAUCCAGUUUCUGAAGACGCUUCACCAGGAACUACUAUUGCAGUUAUUAAUGUUAAAGACGUGGACUCGGGGGAAAAUGGUCAGGUGAAUUGCAUUAUAUCUGAAGCCUCUACCUUUGCAAUGAAAUCAUCAAUAAGGAAUUACUUCACCGUUCAGACAAUAAAAAUGCUAAAUAGAGAAACAGAAUCAGAGUACAACGUUACAAUAACAGCCAGGGACAACGGCGUGCCUUCCCUCUCCAGUAACAAGACAUUACAUAUCAGAGUAUCCGAUGUGAACGAUAAUGCACCAGUAUUUGAACAACAAUCCUAUGAUGUUCGUUUGGUAGAAAACAACACACCCGGUGUUUCCAUUUUCAAUGUAAAAGCGAAUGAUGCCGACUGCUGCCAGAACGCGCGCGUCUCCUACCUGCUGGAGGACUCGGAGGUCAACGGUGUGCCCGCCUCUUCUCUCGUGUCAGUAAAUGCCGAAAGCGGGAUAAUCCACGCCAUGCAUUGUUUCGAUUAUGAGAAACUUAGAGAAUUUCAAGUUAAAGUCAGAGCUCAGGAUGCGGGCUCACCUCCAUUAAGCGGAAAUGCUACAGUUCGCAUUAUCAUCCAGGACCAGAACGACAAUGCGCCUCAGAUCCUCUACCCAGUACAGACUGGUGGCUCCUCGGUGGCUGAGAUGGUGCCUCGUUCAGCUGAUGUGGGCUAUCUUGUCACUAAAGUGGUGGCCGUCGAUGUGGACUCUGGACAGAAUGCCUGGCUCUCAUAUAAACUGCAGAAAGCGACAGACAGGGCGCUGUUUGAAGUGGGCUCACAGAACGGGGAAAUCAGAACUAUACGCCCGGUCAGUGAUAAAGACGCAAUGAAACAAAGACUUACUGUUAUUGUGGAGGACAACGGACAGCCGUCUCGCUCAGCUACAGUCAACGUUAAUGUGAUGGUGGCGGACAGCUUCCCUGAAGUACUCUCGGAAUUCAGUGACAAUACUCACGACAAGGAUUACAAUGACAACCUGACUUUUUAUUUAGUUUUGGCUCUGGCUGUAGUGUCCUUCCUCUUCAUUUUAUCGUUAGUAGUGAUUAUAUCCGUGAAAAUCUAUAGAUGGAGACAAUCACGCAUCUUUUACCUCCAACCUCCCAGUUAUACCGUAUUAUCCAACACUUUACUCAGACGCCGGAGGUACAGGGACUUUACAGCAUAUGCACAACUACGAGGUGUAUAUGACGGCUGACUCCAGGAAGAGUGACUGUAAGUUUGUCAGACCUAGUAGUCAGAACAUUUUAAUAGUGGAUCCCAAGUCUGCCGAAACAAUGGAAUUUACGGGGAAUGAAAAAAGCAUGUUUGAUGAGAGA